GAGUCAAUGAUUGUGAACAGCGUCUCACUGUGCUACAGCAACAAACUCAUCUUAGCCCCCAUGGUUCGGGUAGGGACACUUCCCAUGAGGCUGCUCGCCCUGGAUUAUGGAGCGGACAUUGUUUACUGCGAGGAGCUGAUCGACCUCAAGAUGCUUCAGUGCAGGAGGGUUGUCAAUGAGGUGCUCAGUACAGUGGACUUUGUCGCCCCUGAUGACCGAGUGGUCUUCCGCACCUGCGCGAGAGAACAGAACAGGGUUGUCUUCCAGCUGGGGACUUCAGAUGCAGAACGAGCCCUUGCUGUGGCCAGGCUGGUAGAGAAUGAUGUAGCUGGUAUUGAUGUUAACAUGGGCUGUCCAAAAGAAUAUUCCACCAAGGGAGGCAUGGGAGCUGCUCUGCUGUCAGAUCCUGACAAGAUUGAGAAGAUCCUCAGCACUCUGGUUAAAGGGACACGAAGACCGGUGACCUGCAAGAUUCGCAUUCUGCCAUCGCUGGAGGAUACCCUGAGUCUUGUGAAGCGGAUCGAGAGGACUGGCAUCGCUGCCAUCGCCGUCCACGGGAGGAAACGGGAGGAGCGACCUCAGCACCCCGUCAGCUGUGAGACAAUCAAAGCCAUUGCUGAAACCCUCUCCAUUCCGGUCAUAGCCAAUGGGGGCUCUCAUGACCACAUCCAAAAGUAUCUGGACAUAGAGGACUUCCGACAAAUCACCGCGGCCUCUUCAGUGAUGCUGGCCCGAGCAGCCAUGUGGAACCCAUCAAUCUUUUGCAAGGAGGGUCUUCGGCCCCUGGAGGAGGUCAUGCAAAAGUACAUCAAAUACGCGGUGCAGUAUGACAACCACUACACCAACACCAAGUACUGCUUGUGCCAGAUGCUGCGAGAACAGCUGGAGUCACCUCAGGGAAAGUUGCUUCAUGCCGCCCAGUCUUCUCAGGAAAUCUGUGAGGCCUUUGGCCUUGGUGCCUUCUUUGAGGAGACCACACGGGAGCUGAAUGCCCGGCGGGCUGAGCUCUUGGCCCAGAACCCAGAGGAGGCGAAGGAGCCAGUUGAAGACACAUCCGGUAUCAUGAAGAUGGCUGUCAAGUUUGACCGGAGAGCAUACCCACCCCAGAUCACCCCCAAGAUGUGCCUGUUGGAGUGGUGUCGGAGAGAGAAGCUGGCACAGCCUGUAUACGAGACAGUUCAACGCCCUCUAGAUCGUCUAUUUUGCUCUGUUGUCACUGUUGCUGAGCAAAAGUAUCAGUCUACCUUGUGGGAUAAGUCCAAGAAACUCGCAGAACAGGCUGCUGCCAUCGUCUGUCUGAGGAGCCGAGGCCUCCCUGAGGGUCGCCUGGGUGAGGAGAGUCUUUCCCUGAAGAAGCGCAAGCGGGAGGCCCCUGAUCAAGAUCCAGAGGGUCCCAGAGAUCAGGAACCAGGACUUCCUGUGGUGGUGUGCAAGAAACCCUUUGUAGCCUUGGGAAGUAGUGAAGACAGCCUGCUGGAAGGCUGUUCCCGAUGA
Molecule: messenger RNA, 1494 nt
Organism: Elephantulus edwardii (Cape elephant shrew)
Lineage: Eukaryota; Metazoa; Chordata; Mammalia; Macroscelidea; Macroscelididae
Gene: DUS2
Product: dihydrouridine synthase 2
Exons: 15
Coding region: 7-1494 (495 amino acids)
Biological process (GO): tRNA dihydrouridine synthesis
Cellular component (GO): cytoplasm
Molecular function (GO): tRNA dihydrouridine synthase activity; tRNA binding; flavin adenine dinucleotide binding
Source: RefSeq, a predicted model, not a curated record